Messenger RNA from Sturnus vulgaris (Common starling), 1320 nucleotides. NCBI's taxonomy places the organism in Eukaryota, Metazoa, Chordata, Aves, Passeriformes, Sturnidae. The record is from RefSeq and is a predicted model, not a curated record.
GCCCAGACCAUGCUGGCCUGCCUGCAGAGGACCCAGAACCCCCCAGCCCAGCACCUCCCCUGCCCCAACAAGGCGCUGGAGCCACGCAAGUGUGAGACGGCCCCCAUGCAUUCCCCGCGCUACCCCAGCCCCGCCGAGCUGGACGCCUACGCACAGAAGGUGGCCAACAGCCCGCUGACCAUCAAGAUCUUCCCCACCAACAUCAGGGUCCCCCAGCACAAGCACCUUAACCGGACGGUGAACGGCUACGACACCACGGGGCAGAGGUACAGCCCCUACCCCCUGCACGCCGGCGGCUACCAGGGGCUGCUGGCCAUCGUCAAAGCCUCCGGCAAAAGCGUGGUGAAGAACUCGGAGGGGAAGCGGACUAAGCUCUCACCUGCCCAGGUGGGCGUCGCUCCCUACCCCGCCUCAAGCACUUUAGCUCAAGGUCCCUCCUGCGCCGGGCAGCUGAGCUACCACGGCGGCCAGAAGCAGCUGGAGGGUCCCGUGCCCCCCAACGUGACGGUGGCGGCCUCGGUGCUGCCGCUGGCGGGCAGGAGCCUGGCCCUGCCGCCCUCCAACCUGCCCUCCAUCCAGAGCAUCAUCUACCAGAUCAAUCAGCAGUGCCAGGCGCAGGGUGCCCAGCCCGGCUGCCCGGCCGUGGUGGCCGCUCACCCCAGCCCGGCCAAGCACGGCGCCUUCGGCCCCGGCUACGGUGGCACCGUCCUGCCCGAGUGCCGCAAGGGCGCCGAGCUGGCGCUGGGCUCCAACCCGGCCACCGCCGCCACCCUGGGACCCAAGGCGGGCGUUUACCCCGAGGGCAUGGACUACCUGGUGUGGCAGCAGAAGCAGCAGCAGCAGCACCUGCGAAUGUACAGCGGGGGCAGCGGCGGAGCCCUCAGCAAAUCCCCCGAGACGUGCGCGGGCGCCUCGCGGCCCUACGGCCUGAGCGGCGCCGCCGACAAGGUGAGCUCGUCCCCCUUGAACUGCAUGCACGGCAACUUCGCCGUGGGGCAGUACUUCGCUCCGCCCUGGAACAGCAUCCUGGUGACCCCCAACAGCGACUGUUACAACCCACCGGAGCUGGGGGCCGGGCCCCGCGAGCUGGGGGUGCCCCCGGCCGAGGGGCUGCCCAGCAAGACCCUCUGCAAUACCUCCAUCCUCAGCAGCAGCCUCCAGUCCCUGGAGUAUCUCAUCAACGACAUCCACCCGCCCUGCAUCAAGGAGCAGAUGCUGGGCAAGGGCUACGAGACCGUGUCUGUGCCAAGGCUCUUGGACCACCAGCACGCCCACAUCCGCCUGCCCGUCUACAGAUAAGGGAGCGAUGCUGCUCUUCCC